AUGGAGCAGCGCAAGGCUGAGACCUUGGAGACACGGCUGAUAGAGGCUGAGGUGAUCCACCAGGAGCAGCUCAGCGAGAUCACCGACUUCCUGGAGUCCCGCAAGGAGCUGCUGGGUGGAGCCCCCCUGCGCCUUGCGGCGAACGCCAGGCCCAAGGAGCUCGAGGAGCUCCGCGCGCGGCUGGCGGAGGAAGAGGCCCGGGUGGGCGCGGCAGAGAAGACGCUCGUGAGCAGCUGGUCUGAGCAGCGCGCCAUGGACCUGCAGUGGCAGGCCGAGCUGCAGGCGAGGGACCAGCGCCUGGAGAUGGCCCAGAAGGAGAGCUGGCCAAGGCGGAGUGGUGGGCCUCCAUCGCCACCCGUGCCCCAGGCUCCCAGGAGCUGA
Effrenium voratum is the source of this 381-nucleotide messenger RNA. The record is from the annotation of a GenBank genome assembly. Lineage: Eukaryota; Dinophyceae; Suessiales; Symbiodiniaceae.